AUGGUUGAACUCUUUCCCAUACUAAACUUGGGUGUAUACUAUGUCAUCAUUUGUCUAUUCGUAGGUCACACUAUCUAUUACCCACUGCACGGGCCGCACGGGGGUCCUGAUAGUCUUAUGGAUUCCUUCGCCACCCCUCAGAGAGUGUUGUCGCACUUUCUGCGUGCCUUCUGGAUACCACCCCACUACCAUUAUGUAGUCUACUCUGUGCUUAACUUUGGCCUUCUGAUGGCGAUACAUAAGUAUACAGUUGGUCUGACCACAGCCAAGAGGAACAUUUUUUUAUUAACUUUGAUAGCCAAUCCAUUCAACGUGAUUGCUAGUACAGACACGGACCUAUCUGCCAUAAGUGCCAAUCUUUUGGUUCUUAGUAUUCUCCAAGUGGUGGGGCCCUUUGUCGUUUACAACCAGGAGAGUCUUCCGUCUCAUGAAGUUGCAGUACUCCAGCGGGUGACUGGCUAUCAAGUUUAUCUCCUUGCAGCGAUUUUACAACCGGGGCUACUCUAUCUCGCUCCUUUCUAUUUGCUUGUCUCUAGGACUCAGCAACUGCGCUAUCGAUCAUUGUCUACAGACGAAAACACCGAUGCCAAACCAAAAGCUUCUCAGCGUCCUUUCGGAUAUCUUGCAGCGCUGGGCACUGUGCUGUCCUUCUUAGUGUAUGGCUUUGCGUACUAUCGCAAGAAAACAGGCCAACUCAGACCGCUAUGCAAUUCCUUAUGGGAAAGCAACGCUAUCAAGGCGGAAUACUCCACUUGGUACAGCUACUUCAGCAAGCUACGGGAUCUGGUCUUGACAUACACUAAUGGCAGCCUGAAUUUGGACUGGCUUCUUAUUGCACUUGUUGCAUCCCUGGCUUGCUAUUACUCUUCCAUUCGACUCUACACAAAAUCAGUUGGCAUGACUGGGAAGCCGUCGGCUCAGAACACUUAUUAUCUCAGCGUGGCUCUGCAGACGCUGCUUCUCGCCCAUGCUCUUUCUAAUCUGAAGGUAUCUGUAGCUGCUGUCUACUCUGUGCUAGCAUUAUUCUGUGUGUCUAUUAACGACUUUUUCCUCCUAAUCAUGUCUACCUUGGGGUUUCUCGGGGACGCCUUCUUCUUUUCUUCGACGCGAUUGCUUAAGCAGUAUGCACAUGUCACACACUUCGACUCUCUGUUGCAGGAAUACUCUACUAUAAGUCGGGCUCUGUCAAAUAGUGCUAGGACCGAUAUCACUGAUAUGUCGUCCAGUGUUCCGCAGAAUAUUUCUGAUCAGUGGGCAUAUGACGGCCAAACUUCUGCAGAUGACAUCUCCCGCAUGUCAGUCAUCUCACUGCAGCUUAAGGGCAUCCGUGGGGAGGUUUCAAUGUAUCACGUAAUGAUCCUCGCUGUUAUUUUCGCAGUGUUUAUCACAGAUAUCUCUGGGGUGCGUCUCCUUUCGAAGAGGAAGCACGGGGUCGUGUCCAAGAAGUCGUCUGUUAGUGUUAUUCUAUUUGGUUCCCUCUAUUUGGCCCUUGCCAUUGCAGGAACUGUUCUCAUUCACCUCAAUGUCCUAUUUGACAUUAGGGGUCUCAAAAUUGCUCUAUUUGUCAUGCAGCUUGUUGCCGAGCCGUUUCGAAUAGGCUUUCUUCUCGUCCUAGCACUGGGGAGUCUCAUGAAGUGCACGAAGUAUCUUCUUGUCCAGACCGCAGAUGCGCAAUAG
Molecule: messenger RNA, 1677 nt
Organism: Giardia duodenalis
Lineage: Eukaryota; Fornicata; Diplomonadida; Hexamitidae
Exons: 1
Coding region: 1-1677 (558 amino acids)
Source: RefSeq, a predicted model, not a curated record